This is a messenger RNA of Knipowitschia caucasica, 1062 nucleotides long. Lineage: Eukaryota; Metazoa; Chordata; Actinopteri; Gobiiformes; Gobiidae. The record is from the annotation of a GenBank genome assembly.
AUGCCGUGGACGCUGCUCUCGGUGCUGCUGCUGGGAUGGACAUGGAGCCUCCACGCUGUCCCGAUGCCCACGGAGCCACUGUACCCCACACAGGAACAUUUCGAUCUCACUCAGUUUUUGGGGACCUGGUAUGAUUUGGCUGUCGCUACAAAGUGCACCCAUUCGCAGCACCGCAGAGGGGACGCAGCCAUCGGCAAACUGGUCCUCCAAAGAGGGGCCGGACAGACCCUCAAGAUGACACGCACUAUGCUCAAGCAAAACCUCUGUCUGCAGAUAACUGGGGAAUAUGAGCUGGCAUCAACUCCAGGGAGAUUUUUCUAUCAUGUUGCAAAGUGGAACGCUGACGUGGAUGCAUAUGUUGUCCACACAAACUAUAAUGAAUAUGCUAUUUUCAUUAUGAACAAGAAGAAACCAACAGGCGACAGUGUCUCAGUGAAGCUUUACGGUCGUUCUAAAGACAUAAGGCCCACCAUUUUGGAAGACUUCAAGACACUGGCCAGACAACAAGGAAUAAGCAACGAGUUUAUCACAAUCAAACAAAACAAAGGGGACUGUAUCCCUGGAGAGCAAGUGCCGGCUCCAUCCACUCAACCAGAGACUCCGAGAGUUCGGAGGUCUGUGGUCCCUACUUUUGCUCACCUUGACACUGAAGGCUCUGGUGGAGACGAUGAUACUCCUCUCUUCAAUGGAACGGUAGCUUGUAAGGCAGCUCCGGACACUGGCCCCUGUUUUGGAAUGAAUCAGCGUUUCUUCUACAACGCCUCGUCCAUGACCUGUCAGAUGUUCAAGUAUGGAGGUUGUUUGGGAAAUCAGAACAACUUUGAGAAUGAGAGAGACUGCCUGCAGAGAUGUCGCACUGAGGCUGUGUGCCGUCUCCCCCUGGUGGCUGAGCCCUGCAUUGCAAAGUCCUCCACCUGGGCCUUUGACUCCACGGUUGGUUUGUGUGUCCCUUACAAAAUAGGCUUCUGUCAAACCAAUGGAAACAAGUUCUACAGUAAAGCUGAGUGUGAAGAGUACUGUGGGGUAGUCAAAGAUGAUGGAGACUUUCUGAAAGAAAACUGA